Triticum aestivum (bread wheat) is the source of this 1760-nucleotide messenger RNA. Its product is annotated as protein IQ-DOMAIN 6. NCBI's taxonomy places the organism in Eukaryota, Viridiplantae, Streptophyta, Magnoliopsida, Poales, Poaceae. Gene Ontology annotation, molecular function: protein binding. The record is from RefSeq and is a predicted model, not a curated record. The coding region runs from base 205 to 1497 and encodes 430 amino acids. The transcript has 4 exons.
GAACCGCCCGAACGGCUCUCCCUGCCCCGCCCUGCACAGCCUCGUAAACCGUUACCGAAUUAAGCGCACGUCGCCCAACAAGUCAAAUCCUCCCGUUUGGCCGUUCCGCCGCGUUUCCGCAUUCACGGACUAGCGCUCGCUCCUCUCACCAGUUCCAGAGACGAACGCGAGAGAGCAUUGCCUCUGAGGAGCGUGGAUCGAUCCAUGGGCGCGUCGGGGAAGUGGAUCAAGACGCUGGUCGGGCUCAAGCCGGCGGCGGACAAGGAGAGGCACGCCGGGGGGAAGGGCCGGAAGUGGAGCCGCCUGUGGCGGAGCUCGUCGGGCGGGCAGAGGGCUGCCGCGUCGGCGGCCGCCUCGGAGGUCUCCGAGACGUCCUCCGCCGCCGCCGACGCGCUCAGCUCCGUCGUCGCGGCCGUGGUGCGCGCGCCGCCCAAGGACUUCCGCGUCAUCAGGCAGGAGUGGGCGGCCGUCCGCAUCCAGACCGCCUUCCGCGGCUUCCUGGCCAGGAGGGCGCUGAGGGCGCUCCGGGGGAUCGUGCGGCUGCAGGCGCUGGUGCGCGGCCGCCGUGUGCGCAAGCAGCUGGCCGUCACGGUCAAGUGCAUGCAAGCGCUCGUCAGGGUGCUAGCGCGGGCGAGGGACCGGCGCACGCGGCUCUCGGCUGACGGCCGAGACUCGCAGGAUACGCUCGACGACCACAGCAGCCACGCGGAUCCCGUCAAGGAAGCAGAGACAGGAUGGUGUGAUAGCCAAGGAACUGUGGAUGAUGUCAGAUCAAAGAUACACAUGAGACGCGAGGGCGCAAUCAAGAGAGAAAGAGCAAUUGCGUAUGCUCUUUCUCACCAGCGGAACUCAAACCACAAUGGAAGACCUAGCUCUCCUGCUGUUUCUCUCAAGAAUCAUGGGACUAACAGGAGCAAUCAGUGGAGCUAUUUGGACGGGUGGAUGGCAACAAAACCUUGGGAGAGUCGCCUUAUGGAGCAAUCACAUAGCGAACAGACCAACUCACGUUGUUCAGAGAGUAUUGACGAAAUGAACGAGGUCAGCUCAAAGCUUUCUGAAGCAAGCUCAGUCAAGAUCAGAAGAAACAAUGUCACAACUAGGGUGUCAGCAAAGCCUCCUUCGGUAAUCGCGGUAUGCGACGAGAGUGCUCCGUCAACAUCUUCAGUCACUCAGAUGACCGGCAACCAUUUCGCGACAUCGGAAAGGAGAUCUGACUGUGGCCAGGGUGGUGCACCGAGCUAUAUGGGCUUGACCAAAUCAGCCAAGGCAAGGCUGAGUGGUUCUUCUAGCACUCACAAGCCACCACUUCAAAGACAAGGUUCUGCUGAUACACACAAUUACAGCAGGGGGGCAUUCUCUUCAAUAGAUGUUCAAAGCACCGCUGGCUCCGAGGUUUCUGUUACCUCAAAGAGGUUGAACGGUUUAACUCUCAAGGGUCGAGGCACUAGAAGAAGCAUGGACAAGGAGAACGAUGAUCAAUCUAAUUCCUUCUUUUAGGACGUGAACCCUACUUAUUAAUUGUUCCCGUAUUAGCGGUUUAGUGCUAACCUGUACGUAUUUUGUCAGUUCAAUGCCUCAUUGCUUAUUCUGAUAUCCAUAUUUAUGGUGUACAAAUGUGAAACCAGCCAACGGUUGAACCUGCUGUUCUGUCUGCUGCAUUACAAAAUCUCCGGUGUUUAACUGCAGUUAGGCUGGAUGGUUAGUGGUUAUUGCUAGUUCGGCUGGAUUGCCAGAAAUGAAUUGAUGGUAAUUGAGUACUA